Quercus robur (English oak) is the source of this 2969-nucleotide messenger RNA. RefSeq lists its product as uncharacterized. The transcript is spliced from 2 exons. The coding region runs from base 1320 to 2537 and encodes 405 amino acids. The record is from RefSeq and is a predicted model, not a curated record. Lineage: Eukaryota; Viridiplantae; Streptophyta; Magnoliopsida; Fagales; Fagaceae.
ACUAUAUAUAUAUAAGGCCACAUCCUCUCAUCUUCCUUCUACCUAAAACUAUAAGCUAUUACACAUUUUCUAGAAGCUUUCAAAACUUCAAACUCACCUAACUCACGCACAACAGAGAUGGAGCCAAGCAAGCCCUUCAUGGUACCAUUUUUCAUAGGAGAAACAAGUUCUUCAGAGGAUCUACAAUGGCUUUCAAACCAAGUGAAAGACUCAUGUGAUGAUAGCAAGCCAAUCUGCACUACAGUUGAAUACUUUAUGAUGGUGUAUAAUCUUGCAAGGCAAGGCCAGUCCUAACACUCAAAUCAAAAUUUGUUUGGAUCAUUUUUGCUGGAAUCUUCAUCACUGCCUUAAGGACAAAUAAUGAGUCAGAUUCCACAAUUAUCUUUUUUAUUCCACUCUCCCUAAAUCAUGUAGAUACAGCUUCCUUUUAGUGACAUCUAAUUAGCUUGCCUUUAGUGCUAUUCAUUAGAAGUUCCCAUCAAGUGGAUUGCCUCCUCUCUUGUUUGUGGGUAUUUCUUGUAGUUGAGAAGUGUCAAUUUAAAACCAAAGGAAUAUAUUUUGAUAAGACAAAUGAAACAUGUAAUGACUUGUGGAAAUACAUUAUUAGUUGGUAGCAAGGCCUUGGAUUCUUACAUUGGAUCUAAAGAAAAAUGUAGAGGUGCUGUUGCAUUAUUGUGUGGGACUUUUAGCUUUUAAGUAGUGUCAUGAAAACUCAACUUUUUAGAUCUUUAGUACUUGAAACUGUUAUUGACUUAUAUAUAAAAAGAAAUAAUAAAAAAAUUCUGUUCUUGACUUCUUAUUUUUCCCUAAUCAAAUAGAUUCAGGACUUAUGAAAACUGGGGUAUGCAACAUUGAUUAAGAUAAAUGCUCUAGAGCUUGCAAUUUAAAUCUCUGGAGCUUUGCUGGUCAAGAUUGAUUAUCUUGUCGAGAGAAUUAUAUGUAUGAUAAAGAUUAAAGAAGGCUUUGAUAUGGCUUGCACUUACUAAUUGUUUUUUGCUGGAGAAUCAUUUAUAUUUAUACAUUUUAUUGAUCUAACUUUGAACUAAUUUUAUUGUCGACAGUUCUAUGCAUCUAUGUUCCAACUUCAAAUUCUAUUGCAACACUUAUGGCUUGUUAAUUUUUAGAAAUAUAUCUGCACUCACACAGAUACAGUCUAUGAGCACAUGCUAAUAUAGCAAGUAGUUUCUUUGCCCUAAUAUAGUGAGUAGUAAUUGCAGUCGCACACACAAGCAUUAUGUAUGACAUUUGGUUUUAUAUAAUACUGUUGUGUUGUGCUGUUAUAUGGCAGAUUUUAGUGCGGUAACAGCUUGACUACCAAAAUGCCAAAGGUUAGAAGAAAGCCUUCCUUGUCUGCUGAUCAGCCUAGGGCAUCUGCAUACCCUGAGCAAUGUAUACCAGAAGAACAAUUGGAAUCAGCCAAUGAUGUGAAAGAAUGGGAAGAAGCUAGAUGCCCAAUCUGCAUGGAACACCCUCAUAAUGCAGUUCUUUUAAUGUGUUCCUCCCAUGAGAAGGGCUGUCGGCCCUACAUGUGCAACACCAGCUACCGGCACUCCAAUUGUCUCGAUCAGUUUUGUAAGUCUUUUGCACCACAUGCCUCAAUAACACUACUGCAAGAAAUUCCUCUCACAAGCACAGACUCUCAGAGAAGGGAAGAUGGGUGGCAGCAUGGGCAAACAAUGCAUUGUGGGAGCCCAUUGCAACCAAAGCUUGUCUGCCCUCUUUGUCGGGGAGAGAUCCAUGGAUACAUUAUAGUAGAGCCAGCUCGUAACUUCAUGAAUUCCAAAGGAAGGAGUUGUUCUUCUGAGACAUGUGAUUUUACUGGGACCUAUUCAGAACUCCGGAAGCAUGCAAGGUCUGAACACCCUUCUGUCCGGCCAUCAGAGGUGGACCCUAUGCGACAAAGUGAUUGGACAAGAUUGGAAAGUGAGAGGAUCUGGGAGGACGUCCUUAGCUCACUUCAUCCGGAAUUUGGGGAAGAGACUAGUGAAGAACACAUUUUCUCAGCUGGUCUUGAUGACUUUGCUGCGUUUCAUUUUGAGUUUCUUAUUUUAUCCAUUCUGCUCAAUUAUCCAAGUGAUGGAGAACAGUUGCAUAAUAGGAGAUCAGGGAGAAUGUCAAGGGUAGACUAUGAUUAUGAUCUGGAGGCCAGUCCUAUUGCUGGAAGGAACAACAAUUUGUUGUCAGACAGUAUGCCACAGCCGCGGCAAAUUGCUCGACGGGCACAUGAUUAUCCCAGUCGUGCCAUUAGGGGGGGGAGCAAUACAUCAGCACGAGUGCCUCUUCUACAACAAACAUCUGGGUGGUCAUCAGAAAGUAACUCCCAUUCUUCGUCAUCACAGAGUAGGUCCUAUAUUCCCUCCUACAGUAGGCCCCGCUUCCGACAAAUGCCUGCACAGGCAUCUGGUAGUAUGCGGAGUUAUCCUAGGCAGUUAACCGAAAAUAUGCCCCAUUCCCGACGAUUGCAUUGGCGGGGUGAAAGACAGUCACCAUACGACUGGCGGUGUGAAAGAUGGUCACCAUACAAUAACCGGCGCUGAUUGCAAUUACAUUGUUACCAAAGUCGCUUUGUAAGUGGGCAGAUUUAUCAUAGGGUCAGGUUCCAAUUGUAAGUUAUCCAUAUCCUCGUUUUUUUCCAUGUAAUAUAUAAAUUUCUUUUUCUUUCGUUGUUUUAGUAGCAUGUAAUCUUUUGAGGAUUGGGCGGAUAGAACAAGCUUUUUUUUUUUCUUUUUUUUUUUAUUUGCAUUUCAGAGGAAGGAUUGCUGGAGGUUUCAAGUCUUUUUCUACUCUAGAGGUGAAAUAAACACUGAUGGUUCCUUUUGUUUCAAGGGACUGAAGAGGUAAAGUUAAAGUUAAGGAUCUUUUGGCCUGAUUGCUGGAUGACUAAGUUGUAUGCAUUACCUCGUUUUGUAUACUCUUUAGUGAAAUGCUUUGAUUGACAUUUUCUUAAUGUAUGGAUAUGUUUAUUCUUA